Molecule: messenger RNA, 1369 nt
Organism: Nicotiana tabacum (common tobacco)
Lineage: Eukaryota; Viridiplantae; Streptophyta; Magnoliopsida; Solanales; Solanaceae
Product: GDSL esterase/lipase At4g01130
Molecular function (GO): hydrolase activity, acting on ester bonds
Source: RefSeq, a predicted model, not a curated record
CGUGCACAGCUUCUCUACCUACAAAUAUGGAAAGACCAGUGCUUUCAGCGAAUCGCACAACAAGCUCCAUUCUGUCCAAAACAAAAGCACUAGAAAACAUGAAGCCAUUAGUAAGAAUGAGUUUAUGGUCGGUGAUUACUUGGGUUUUUUUUGCAGCAAUUUUAUUUAUGGUGGAUACAACACAGUGCAAAAACUGUGGAUUUAAGGCAAUCUUUAACUUUGGAGAUUCGAAUACUGAUACAGGUGGUUAUUGGGCAGCUUUCCCAGCUCAGGGUCCUCCCCAUGGAAUGACCUACUUCAAGAAACCUGUUGGCCGAGCAACUGAUGGCAGAGUCAUCCUUGAUUUUCUAGCUCAAGCCUUCGGUUUGCCAUUUUUGAGUCCAUAUCUUCAAUCAAUAGGAUCUGAUUACAGGCAUGGUGCAAAUUUUGCAACAGCGGCAUCCACAGUGCGCUUGCCACAAACUUCUUUAUUUGUUACUGGAGUUAGUCCUUUUUCUCUUGAGAUUCAGCUUCGACAAAUGAAAGAAUUUAAGGUUAAAGUCGAUGAACUUCAGCAUAAAGGGCAAACUAAUCUGCCUUCCCCGGACGUAUUUGGAAAGUCGCUCUAUACAUUCUACAUUGGUCAAAAUGACUUCACUGGAAAUCUGGCAAGAAUAGGAAUAAUUGGAGUGAAAGAGUUUCUACCUCAACUGAUUUCUCAAAUUGUUAGCACCAUCAAGGAGAUAUAUGCAUUGGGUGGGAGAACAUUUUGGGUGCUAAAUUUAGCACCGAUUGGAUGUUACCCUGCAUUUCUGGUGGAGCUGCCUCAUAACACUUCUGAUAUUGACCAGUUUGGUUGUUUAGUAUCAUACAAUAAUGCAGUGGUGGAUUAUAACAAUAUGCUCAAAGCAGCAUUGGCAAAAACAAGAGAAGAAAUUUCUGAUGCAAAUGUAGUAUACGUGGACUCUCACGCUGUGCUCUUGGACCUCUUCCAACACCCUACUUCUCAUGGGCUAAAAUAUGGAACUAAAGCAUGUUGUGGAUAUGGAGGUGGUGACUACAAUUUUAACCAGCAUUUAUUCUGUGGACAAACUAAACAAGUUAAUGGAACUAAAGUGACAGCCAAUGCCUGUGAAGAUCCACAAAAUUAUGUAAGCUGGGAUGGAAUACAUACUACAGAUGCAGCAAACGAACUCACUGUACAUGCCAUUCUAAAUGGUUCUUAUUUUGAUCCUCCUUUUCCACUUCACCACAUUUGUGAUAUCUAGCCUAUAGGUUGACUCUAUUGUUUCUUGUGUGUAGCAAUGAUAAACCAUGACUCAUGAGUCAUUACCAGCCAAAGAAAUGAAAAUUUCUUGAUGCUUUGAUUUUUAGCAUCAAGUUCAUAUAA